ACAUGGAUUUACCAGGCUUCCUCUCCUGAGAUUGUGUUUGUGUAUCGGACGCUCGCUGUCAUUCAGACUGAAGAUCUCUGGCUGUCUCUUUAUAAGCACGUACUACUAAUCGAGACCAACUGCCCUAAACACACACACACACACACACACACACACGCGCAGUGUCUCAUGGCACGGCUGAGUUAGUUCGGUGUGAUACCUGUCGAUCUCUCUGCCUGUCUGUUUGACCUCAGCUGUGGAUUUGAUGGUGCUCAGGCGUGUGUUCACAGCCGCUAGUGGAGUAUGGGUACGACUGCCAGCGCUGCUCCCCAGCCCACGCUGCAUGAGGGUUUCCACGGCAACGGGAUGAUGGACAGCAGGCGAUCGCAAAGCAGCGGGUCUUUCAAGACUGUCAACAUUCACAAUAACAAAGCCAAAUCCAUCAUCACUAAUAAAGUGGCACCGGUGGUCAUCACGUAUAACUGCAGUCAGGAGUUUCAGAUCCAUGAUGAUGUUCUCAGAUCAAACUAUAAAGUUGGUCGGAUCUCUGACAACAUGCCCGAGCAUCAUCUGGUCCAGGGUUCCUACUUCAUGGUGCAGGACGUGUUCAGCAAAGCAGAUGUACUCAACACCAGUGGCACGUACGGAGCGCCCAACUUCAGACAGGGCAAAGGCAGCUACCCGCUGUAUGGCAUGGGCCAGCCCAGCCUGAAUGGUUUCAAACAGGUCCUCCAGAGACUGCAGGGCCAAGGUCAUCAGGAGGUGAUUUUCUUCUGUUUACGUGAGGAGCCUGUAGUCUUUCUGCGUUUGGAGGGCGAUUUUAUUCCGUACACUCCAAGGAAAAAGGAAAACCUACAUGAGAACCUGCAUGGACUGGGACGAGAUGUUACUGCUGAGAAUCUAGAACUCACCAUCAGAAAAGAGCUUCAUGACUUUGCCAAACUGAAUGAUGACGUGUUCUACGUCUAUAACGACAUCGAGCAUUUUAAAGGAGAACCACAGAAAAUCUCCAUAUCCUAUGAAGAAGACAUUCAUGUUACAGAGGAGGUGUAUAAGAGACCGCAGUUCACGAUGCCCUCAUACAGGUAUUACCGUCUGCCGCUGCCGAUGGAGGGUGCACCACUAGAGGACGAGUUUGACGCCUUUGUGAACGUUCUCAGGGAGAAUCCGUCUCUCUCUUUGAGUCGUGAUGCGUCUCGUCCGCUGCCCGCUCUGUUGUUCAGUUGUCAGGUGGGUGUCGGUCGCACUAAUCUGGGUCUGAUCCUGGGCUCAUUAGUGAUGAUUCACCUCACACGAGUGACACAGGAGCCAGCACCACCAGUCGAAGAGGAAGUAACAGCUGAACCUAAAAUGCAAUUCCAGGUGAUCCAAACACUCAUCAGUAAGCUGCCUAAAGGUCAAGAGGUCAUGGAAGAGGUGGAUCGGGCUAUAGAUCUGUGUUCGGAAAUGCACGACAUCAGAGAGGCCAUUUAUGAGAACAAACGCAAGUUGGAGGGAAUUGGUGAAAAUUAUCAGAUCCAGGGCAGCACUACUAAAGACUACUUCCUCCAGAGAACUCUACAGAGUCUAGAGCGAUAUUUCUACCUGAUCGUCUUCAACGCUUACCUGCAUGAGCAGUAUCCGCUUGCGUUUGCGUGUAGUUUCAGCCAAUGGCUGUGCUCUCACGCCUGGAUGUACCGCCUCCUCUCCUGUAUGAACCAAUCAGAGCUCAGAGCACCAGCUGACUUAGUCACAAAAGGAGCUCGAGUUCUGGUUGCGGAUGAAUAUUUAGCCCCUGAUGUUCUGAGCACUAUUAAAGAGAUGAAAGUGGCUAACUUCAGACGAGUGCCCAAGAUGUCAGUCUACGGGAUGGCACAACCCACGUCUGAGGCGACAGCAGCGGUUCUGGCGUAUCUCACGGAUGAGAAGAGGAAGCACAGCAGCAUUUUAUGGGUGAAUUUACAGGAUGAGCUGGUCCUGGAGGCAAACGGUCAGAUCUUCUGUCCGAGAGAGCCCAUCUGUGUGGACCAGCAUGUAUCUGUGUUGCCCUCACAGCCUCAAGAGAUUGAGAGAUUGGAAGCAGCUCUGAAAGAGGAUCUUCUGGCCAGUCAGAAAUGGCUUGAAGUCACUCUUGAACAGGAGAAACAGAUGAAGAUGAUGAAGAGUUGUGUGACUGUUCAAGAGAUCUUCAACCAACACAAGAGUUCAAACCACACGCUGCAGUACUUACGCAUACCUCUAUCAGACUGCUCUGCUCCAGAUGAAGAGGGCUUCGACAGGUUGUUGGAGGCGAUGAAAGCUCGUCUUGCUGACGACUCUCUCUCUGCGUUUGUGUUCAACUGUUCUAACGGUAAAGGCCGGACGACCACGGCAAUGGUUAUGGCGACCCUCACGCUCUGGCAUUUCAAUGGUUUUCCAGAGUGCAGUGAAGAUGAAAUUGUGAGCGUUCCUGAUGCAAAAUACACAAAGGGUGAAUUUGAGAAUUCCCUCUGGUUCAUGGUGUAUGUCCAAAAAAACAUGGUAGUCAAAAGUUGACCCGCUUUCUGGCCAUGUGAGCCACAGGCACACUGAUGCUGUACAAAAGUGAAAACAGCCCGUUUCUGACCCGGGGUGAUGACGCAGGGUCUGACCCGACAUGACAGAGAGUGACCCAAAAUCACAAUCAGAAUCAUUGAGACACUCAUCACGCUCUCUGUAUCUGUCAAUUUCUGUUCCUCACGGCUGUUACAGAGUUUCAGAAACGCAAUGCAGUGACCUGUUGACCUCUCAGUAUUUAGGGCAUCAGUGACCUGCAGGUCCAUUCGUUUGGCCUGAAGGAGAAAACUGAUGUGUUAUGAAUAUUUGAUCGAUGCUUUUCUUCCAAAGGACUUACUUUCAAAAUGAUCUUCCUAUUUACUUUCAUAAUAAGUGUACUUGGCCUCAUUGGGUAAUUCACGCGAAAUACUGAUUUCACUCGGAUCACACUUGAUUGUUUUUGUAAAAGUGAACAAUUGUCUUUUCUUUUUGGAACAUGAAAGGGAUGUCUGAAAUCAUCAGUCAUUAUAAACCGUAUAGUCGAGACAUAUUUUAAAAUAUUUUUCAUCUUAAAGAGGUAUUUUCAAAUAGUUUAGUGGUCAAAAUCGAUCAUUUAAAGUGUCAUAGACACAUUUGUUGUGAAAAAAGGGAGGUGAUGGGUAUACAGGUAUCCAUGUUUGAAUUUCCUCUCUUGCUGAUGCAUCAUGGCAGAAUAAGUCUUUAUUUUUACAGAAAUGUUUUGCUUUGAAGUGUUGCAAAACAGAGGAAUGCCUUGAUAGACACCAGUUUUUUUUAUGUUAUCAAGAUAGUGAUUUUUGGAACGUUAAAUUAUUUUGAGUAACUGCUGGAUGUUGGAUGCAUGAUUUAACCUUUUAAUGCAUACCUUGGGUCUUUAGUGACCCAGGACCCCAUUCCACCCCCUGUACCUCAUCCAUUUUUUGGAGUUAUGUCCACAUGUUUUUUUUUUUUUUUUUUGGGGGGGGGGGGGGGGGGAUUUUUCCCCUUUUUCUCCCAAUUUGGAAUGCCCAAUUCCCAAUGCGCUCUAAGUCCUCGUGGUCGCACAGUGAUUCGCCUCAGUCCGGGUGGUGGAGGACGAAUCCCAGUUGCCUCCGCGUCUGAGACAGUCAACCUGCGCAUCUUAUCACGUGGCUUGUUGAGCGCGUUGCCACGGAGACAUAGCGCGUGUGGAGGCUUCACGCCAUCCACCGCGGCAUCCGCGCUCAAUUCACCAUGCUCCCCACCGAGAACGAACCACAUUAUAGCGACCACGAGGAGGUUACCCCAUGUGACUCUACCCUCCCUAGCAACUGGGCCAAUUUGGUUGCUUAGGAGACCUGGCUGGAGUCACUCAGCACGCCCUGGGAUUCGAACUAGCGAACUAGCGAACCCCAGGGGUGGUAGCCAGCGUAUUUUACCACUGAGCUACCCAGGCCCCCUAUGUCCACAUGUUUUCAGUAUUCCUCAACCUUUCUGCUCUCAUUAAUCUAACUAAAUAAACAUUUUAUAACUGCCUCAUUAUCAAAAAUGUAUAGGGUCAUUAAAGACCCGAGAUAUGUAAUUUUAAAUAAAGUUGCUAUUUAUUGCACUUCCAUAAGUCAUAAUUUUUAUGAUUAUUUCUUAUCAUUUUAAGUGUACUAUCACAUUAUGUACUGUAUAUCUUUGUUUAUUACAAGACAAAUGAGUACUGUAUUUAUACAAAAUACUAUAUCACGUUGAUUUUUUGUGUGACAAUGGUGAAUUAUCAGUAUCUCAUAUGCGUUCACACAUACAGUAUUAUACGUGCUAUUUCUUACUCAAGGUGGCGCUGUUAUUUCAGUGAUUGACUAGAUUUACACUUUAAAUUGCUAUUUGAUGAAGAAGCAACGUGGAAGUAAACUAUAGCAAGUUUAACACAUGAAAACUGUAUUUUGGCUAUUGUCGUUUGUGUGUACCAAUGAAAUUAAGUAAGUUGUUCUAUCUUUUUAGACUCCAUAAGUGCCUGAGAAAAUACAAAUAUGAAGCUUAAUAUGUGUUUGACAGUCAGUUGUGUCUCAUGAAAUUUCAGCAUUAAAGUAAUGAAUUGUCUUCCAUUUUUGUUGCGUAAUCUCUUUUUGUUAUAUGAAAAAUAAAACAAAAAUAUAUCAGAAUAUAUUCUUUUGUAUUAUAUUCUAAUUGUCUUGAAUAUGUUUUGAAAAUCGAACACUAUCUGGGCAUUUUGUAGAUCCAUUUGCGACAGAUAUAAGUGGCGGGUCGCUAAAGACCCGAGUACGUAAUAAUGUUUGGUGAAACACCCGUGCAUUUAAGGGUUAAAAAUAUAUAUUUUUUAAUUGUUAGUUUUGUUUAUGCUACAUUUAAUGUUCCUAAUUUUGAAUCUGGAUGCGUUGCGGUAAUGAUCAAUUUACCAGAAAAUUCGUAGGUUUUUUCCCCCAGUUUGGAAUGGCCAAUUCCCAAUGCGUGCCAAGUCCUCGUGGUGGCGUAAUGACUCGCCUCAAUCCGGGUGGCGGAGGACGAAUCUCAGUUGCCUCUAUGUGUGAGACCGUCAAUCCGUGCAUCUUAUCACGUGACUUGUUGAACGCAUUACCGCGGAGACAUAGCGCGUGUGGAGGCUUCACGCUAUUCUCCGCGGCAUCCACGCACAACUCACCACACGCCCCACCGAGAACGAGAACCACUAAUCGCGACCACGAGGAGGUUACCCCAUGUGACUCUACCCUCCCUAGCAACCGGGCCAAUUUGGUUGCUAAGGAGACCUGGCUGGAGUCACUCAGCACACCCUGGAUUCGAACUUGCGACUCCCGGUGUGAUAGUCAGAAAAUUCUUAGUUUUAAUUUUAACAAUUUAAUUUUCAGCUGACAUGACCGAGUCGUAAAGUGACACUUUACACCAUCCAAUAAGAUACAGAGGGAUAAGUUUGUACAUUGACACUGUGGCAGAAAAAUGGGUUGUGAAUGCUGUUUCAUGUUGACUUGAGACAUCUAUCUAUCACUCCGAGUGAUUGGAAGAGUGAAAACACUUCUCUUUGUGAUGUAUUAUUAUUGUGGGCAUUAAAUAAUAUGUGUUUGU
This is a messenger RNA of Myxocyprinus asiaticus (Chinese sucker), 5514 nucleotides long. It is a transcript of the gene pald1a, whose product is annotated as phosphatase domain containing paladin 1a. The transcript has 18 exons. The record is from RefSeq and is a predicted model, not a curated record. Lineage: Eukaryota; Metazoa; Chordata; Actinopteri; Cypriniformes; Catostomidae. Bases 283 to 2493 code for a protein of 736 amino acids.